CUCCGAUGUUCAGUCAGAUACUAAAACAACCAACACACAAUGGAGUUAUGUUCACGGGGCCUCAACUAUCCGUCUUCUUGGAGCCACGAUUGGCCAGCGCAUUCAGGAAAUAGUCGAGAGACAUCCUGACAGGACCGCUGCAGUGUUCUUCAAAGAUGGUGUUACCUUAACAUUUGCAGACAUGCUGGCAAAGGUUGACAUGCUGGCUGCAGGCUUCCGGUCUUUAGGGCUGUCACAAGGGGACAGGGUUGGCAUCUGGGGGCCAAACUCGGUAGAGUGGCUGCUAACUCAGUAUGCUGCUGCACGUGCUGGCCUCAUUUUGGUCAAUGUCAACCCAGCUUACAGAACGCAAGAGUUGGAAUAUGCACUUAGAAAGGCUGGGUGUAAACUUCUUGUGGCAGCAAACAGUUUCAAGGGAAGUGACUAUGUUGCCAUGCUAAGGGAGAUAAUUCCAGAACUGGAUGUUUUAGCUCCUGGAAAUGCCAUCAGCUCAAAAGUGUUGCCAGACUUAAAGUACAUACUCACCAUGGGCCCAGCGAAGCAUUCUGGAACCUUCCGAUUUGAUGACGUUUUGACAAUCGCUAGUCCGUCACAGAGGCAAAGUAUAAUUGACCUCCAAGACCAGUUACAGUUUGACGACCCAAUCAGCAUUCAGUUUACAUCGGGCACAACAGGUUCACCAAAAGGUGCAACUUUGUCUCAUCACAACAUCUUAAACAAUAGCUACUUCUCUGGAUUCCGCUGUGGAUACCAUGAACAUGAAUCCAGCAUCUGUGUGCCUGUUCCACUGUAUCAUUGUUUUGGGAUGGUGGUUGGCUGCAUGCAGAUGAUAAGUCACGCUGCUACAAUUGUGUUUCCUUCCCCGACCUUUGAUCCUGGCUACACGCUGAAAGCUGUCGAAGAACAAAAAUGCACCUCUUUGUUAGGUGUGCCAAGUAUGUUUAUUGACAUACUGAACCACCCGAGCUGUGCUGGCACCAACUUCUCCUCGCUGUACACAGGCGUCAUGAGUGCUUCUCCAUGUCCAAUCACGCUGUGUCGAGCCGUCGUGGAGCAGAUGAACAUGCAUCGAUUUACUGUUUGCUAUGGUUCCACUGAAACAAGUCCAGUAUCGUUUCAAACAACAGGAGACAGUUCAUUGGACCAGCGAGUAUCCACUGUAGGAAAAGUCAUGGACCAUAUUGAGGGCAAAAUCAUUGAUGCCGAUGGCAGAAUCGUACCCAUAGGAUCACAGGGUGAGCUGUGUACCAGGGGACCUAACAACAUGAUUGGUUACUGGGAGGACCCUGAGAAAACAUCCAAGGCCAUCACACCCGACCGCUGGUACCACACAGGGGAUUUGGCUGUGUUCUCAGCAGACGGCUACUGCAGCAUUGUGGGACGGAUCAAGGACAUGUUGAUUCGGGGAGGGGAAAAUAUCUACCCGCUAGAAAUUGAGCAAGUGCUGUACAAACACCCCAAGAUCAAGGACGUUCAAGUGAUUGGAGUGCCGGAUGAAAGACUGGGAGAACAAGUCUGUGCCUGGAUUGUCAUAAAACCUGGCAUGAACCUUACAGAAAACGAAGUCAGGGAAUUCUGUAGUGACAAGAUGGCCAGAUUUAAAAUCCCAAAAUAUAUUCUUUUUGUGGAUAGUUUCCCGACAACAGUUACCGGGAAAAUACAGAAGUUUGUCAUGAGAGAAGAAAGUAUCAAACGAUUGAAUUUACCUCUGAACUGA
Messenger RNA from Candidula unifasciata, 1717 nucleotides. The record is from the annotation of a GenBank genome assembly. Lineage: Eukaryota; Metazoa; Mollusca; Gastropoda; Stylommatophora; Geomitridae.